GGAGAGAGCUGAGGCUGCUUGUUGCCGCCUGAGCCGCCGUCGCGUGCGGACCGGACCGGUCCAGUCCGGUGCAGACCGGUCCGCGCCUGCUAGCGGGGAUGGGGCUGGGCUCGAGCUCCCAGGUCCCCGACGGCGGCGCCGAGGGCUUCCACGUUCACGGGGUUGAUUCAUCACAAACUGGCUGCUUGUCAUUGAUGCAAUUUAGAACUGUGGUGAAAGUUGCUGAUUGCUACUCAAAUUGUGGUUCAAGAAAACUCCCCAGCUCAACAAGGAGGACUGGAACCUUUCUUUGAUUUCAUUAUUGCGAUAGGACACACAAGGCUUAAUAAAGAAAACAAUAUGCUGAAAGAUCUUCUGAAGGCAAAUGCUGAAAAACCAGUGAAGCUGGAGGUGUAUAAUAUCAAAACAAUGAAAAUAAGAGAGGUGGAGGUUAUCCCCAGUAACAUGUGGGGAGGGCAAGGUCUUCUUGGUGCCAGCGUGAGGUUCUGCAGUUUCCAGGGAGCCAAUGAACACGUGUGGCAUGUUUUGGACGUUGAACCUGCAUCUCCUGCAGCUCUAGCUGGUCUGCAGCCGUAUGCCGACUACAUUGUUGGAUCUGAUCAAAUUCUUCAGGAGUCGGAGGAUUUCUUUUCACUGAUUGAAUCCCAUGAGGGGAAGCCACUGAAGCUGAUGGUUUAUAACUCUGAAGCAGACUCCAUUCGAGAGGUAGUUGUGACUCCCAAUGGAGCUUGGGGUGGAGAAGGAAGUUUAGGAUGUGGCAUUGGAUAUGGCUAUUUGCACAGAAUUCCAACACAGUCUAUAAUAGCAAAGAAAAAGCCAGAAAGCAAACCAUCUUCACCCUUAUCAUCGGAAGCCAGAAUUCCUGUAUCAUCUACUAAUGGUUACACAGAGACUCCGUUAUUGGCACCCGCUUCUCAGAGUGAAAGCGCUGAAAUAGUUAUGAACUUGGAUCAGUCCACAGAUCAAGAGAUGGACGGCUAUUCACCAGAAAGCUCGCUUUCUCCUCCUCCUCCUGUCCAGAGAGUUAUGGAUCCAGGAUUUCUAGACAUGUCUGGUAUUCCAUUUCCUGACCUCACUGACUUAACAAAAGUGUCUGAAAUGUCUGCCUCCUUCAGCAUGCCAGCAGCAGACACUUUAAGAGGCACUGAAAAGUUAAUGUCUAACAGUGAAGCUACUACUUAUUUUGAGAAUCCCACAGCUUUGAACCCUGAAGACUUAACCAUGUAUCCUGAAGGUUCAGUUAAGCAGCCUGAGUUGGACCAGCUAAUACCUUCCAUUUCACCCUUACCUUCUCUUGCUCUUCCUAACGAAAUUUCUUCAAAAACAACACUAGGAACUGAUCCAGAUAACCAAGAAACAAAACUACCCCUAAACAGUUUUGAGAGCUCAUUAUCAACAACUACGCUAAAGCCUGAUGAUGAAGGAGGUGAACAGAAAGAGGAAGCUGCACAAGAUCAGUGAAAAGGAUGCUUCUUUUGUUGCCAGACUGUCAAUAGGCUGUAAUGCUACAGCUUGGAAUAUUUUUCUGAUCUCUUGAGAGAAUUACAGCCAUUCUAUUUUGUUAGUGUAGACAAUAUUAUAGAAAUGUGUAAAUUCAUAUGAAAUACCUAUCCUAUUAUAUUCUUCUAUCAUGGUUUGAUGUGUUUUCAGACUUUGUUUGAAUAUUGUUCAAAAUCAACAAAUUAUUCAGUUCUCUUAAAAGGAGAAAAUAUUGCAAAAACUAUUUGGACACGGGUAAAGUUUUAACUUAUUGGAUUAAAGUUUGACUUACUCUUGAAUUACUCUUCAAUGUAUUCUGUGAGGGCAUUCUGCCUGAACAGUGACCUUAAAUGAUGACUUUCCCAGUAUGUUUGAUGGCAUUUUAAAAGAAAAUUAUCUUACAAUUUUGACUUGCUGGAAGAAUUUGCUAAUAGUUUACCUCAGUUUGAUGACUCUUAUGACUUUUAUGGCCUCCAUACCCCAAGAUAACUUUACUCAUACUUAUUACUCUGCCAACUGUUACUUUCUUGCUUUAGCCUUUUCUUUCUCUAUAACAGUUAUUUGCAUCUUUUGCAGGAAAGGAAGUAGUUUAAGUUUUGAAAUUGCAACAUACAGAUAGGACAAAGUCUGUUACUCACUUUAACUCUUCAGUGGAUUAUAUGAUGGUCUCAUAGCUUAAAAAAAUCAAGGAAAGAAUGCUGGUGGUUAUUUGAAAUUAAGUUUAUUAAAGUAAAGAUGAUUUAAAUCAAUUCCAUGUGAAUUUAGGGUGAUUAACCUUAUAAAUGGAGUUGAACAUGUCUUGAUUUCUCUAGCAACAGAGAAAUAGCUUUUAUAGUUAUGCUUUUCUAUUUCCCCAAUUAGUAUUUUUAUAAAAAAAAUCCUUAAGUUCAAGGCACUGGAAUGGAACUCACUCUGCAACACAUCUUUUGCUUCUUAGAGCUUUAUUUUUUGUUUACAUUUGUCUUGAAAUAUUUUCCACCAUAUGAACCUUUGUGUUGCAUGUUUAGUAAGUAACAUGUAACAGUUAAAGAAAUCUGAAGGUUUUUAUAUUCCUCAGGGCAGCAAUUUAACAUGGAAUUUUAAAUUGAUUGGGAAUAACUUCACUAUAGCUGAUACAGUUACUCUGAUGAAAAUCCCCUGCAAACUAACAGAACCAGGUGUAACAUUAGAUAUGUUUUAAGCUAUAAGUUUGUAGUUUUAUUUGGCACAAUAUGGUGUCAAAUUCCCUCUACUCUCACCCUGAUGAUUUUCUGCAUUGUGCCCAAUGGAGAUUAGUGAACAGAAUGACUGACUAGGCUAAAAUACUGCAACAGCAUGGGAUGGAGAGUCGUCUGCGUCACACGCACCUGCCUGUGACAGCUCACCUUCAGCGGAAUGGUGUAGAUGAAGCCAUGAAACAAGGGACAGGUCUUCAGAUGACGUACGGUUAAAAAAAAACUUCUCUUUAAGAUUUCUUAAUCACUAGUCUUAAAAGUACAGUUAGGACUAGUGCAGUUUUAAGAUACAGCACACAACAGCUCAGAAAAGAAUGGCCAAAAUACUUUCUUCUUCCUUAAAAGAACAAAGUAAGCACUAAAUACAGGUGCUGAUUAUUCAGGAAUUAAGAGACUUAAGUCUAGUUUGAUAAAUAGUCUGUAAUAGUUAACUACUAUUUUUUUUUCUCUCUCCUACACUGCUAAAGUACAUUUUCUCUUCUUCCCUUCCUCUAUUGGACACUACAUGUGUGAAUAGCCAAAAACUAAGUACAAAAAAUAUGUAAUUUAAGCUAUCAGUAAGUUUUUAUUCACUCCUGGAGCCAUAUGACUGAGGACAAAUAAGUGUUCUAUGGUGAGAUUUUUUGUUUGUUUAGGACAGUUCUUUAAUAUUACAUCUUUGUCAACGCUGUGUUUUUAAGCUGAUGGCAGCUUAAGUGAUGGUGUAUCCCAGGCACCCUUUGGAAAUUUCAAAGCAGGAAAUGUCCAAAUUCAGAUUUCAAAUGUCACAGUAAUAAACAGCUCAACAUUCA
Rhea pennata is the source of this 3484-nucleotide messenger RNA. RefSeq names its product golgi reassembly stacking protein 1 (gene GORASP1). Gene Ontology annotation, molecular function: protein binding. The record is from RefSeq and is a predicted model, not a curated record. Gene Ontology annotation, biological process: Golgi organization. NCBI's taxonomy places the organism in Eukaryota, Metazoa, Chordata, Aves, Rheiformes, Rheidae. The transcript has 10 exons. Bases 340 to 1461 code for a protein of 373 amino acids. Gene Ontology annotation, cellular component: Golgi apparatus.